Molecule: messenger RNA, 1232 nt
Organism: Raphanus sativus (radish)
Lineage: Eukaryota; Viridiplantae; Streptophyta; Magnoliopsida; Brassicales; Brassicaceae
Product: plant UBX domain-containing protein 5-like
Exons: 4
Coding region: 93-1130 (345 amino acids)
Biological process (GO): nuclear membrane reassembly; Golgi organization; proteasome-mediated ubiquitin-dependent protein catabolic process
Cellular component (GO): cytosol; nucleus
Molecular function (GO): ubiquitin binding
Source: RefSeq, a predicted model, not a curated record
UAUAAACGUUAAGUCUCAGAGGUGAGAGUUGGAGAAGAAGGAAAGAAAAAAAAAAGAAAGAAAGACAGAUCAGAAGAAGAAGAAAUCUAGCGAUGGAUGAUGAUGAUCAUCAUAAACUUCCGCCGCUCACGACAGAGGAGAUUCGCGAGAAAAUGAUCAGCUCCUUUACUACCGAGAUCACAUCUUCUUCGAGAGCCGUCGCUACACACAUUCUUGAAGCUCAUCAAUGGGAUAUCAACGCUGCAGUCUCCGCCUUCAAUGACGCCGUCGCCGCCGCCGCCUCCAUGCCGAAUGUUCCAAACCCUACACGAACAACUCAGUCUUCGAAUCCUCUUCGAGUAGAUGAUAUCCCUGCUGCUUCAUCUCCUCCUUCGCCGAUACGGUUUCGAUCACCACGGUCUCCUCCUUCUCGUGCACGUAAUCCCUUUAGUAGAGAGGCGAUUCAAGGAGAUGACGAUGAUGAUUUCGAUGAUAAAGAGAACGACGAUGCUAUGGAAUCAGAUGAUGUAGCAAGAGAUCAACCAUCAUUACCAAGAAGGCUAAUUCUUUCGGACGUUACACCUCAAGUGAUCACGCGCACUAUCACUAUUUGGAGGAAUGGUUUCACUGAUGUUGAUACUACAUUAUAUCCAUUGGAUAAUCCGGAAUAUGCACAGUAUCUCCAGGACAUAGAAAACUUGGACUCACCACGUGUAAUCGAUUCGCCAGGUGGCAAACGGCGUGCCGUUAUCAAACUCAUUAGGCGUCAACAAGAAGACUUCUCUGAUUCAACAAAAGCAUUCCAAGGUGUGGGAAGAACUCUAUCCGAGCCAGACUCUGUCCCACCAGCUUCCUCCGACUCACUGCCCACAGAAGCAACACCAACAAUCGAUCCCACAGCGCCAACGACCACGAUCAAGAUCAUAUUAGCAGAUGGCACACCCAUUGUCUCCCUCUUCAAUACUACUCACCAUACCAUCAGAGAUGUCCGAGACUUCAUUGACGCGGCUACACCAGAUGCUGCUGCCUCCAGAGACUACCAGUUACUCAUCAUGGGGAUGGGGUCUCCUCCUACACCACUGGCGACUGACUUAGACCAAACCAUCCACCAAGCUGGAAUCUCCAACUCUGUUCUCACCCAGAAGUUCUAGACCUUCUUCCUCUUCUUAAGCACAUAAAAAGACCAUAUUGCACAUGUUGAUUGAUACACACUUUUUGUUGUUUUGAAUUGUUUCUCUUAAGGCUAAAAGUCU